This is a messenger RNA of Coregonus sp. 'balchen', 4234 nucleotides long. The record is from the annotation of a GenBank genome assembly. Lineage: Eukaryota; Metazoa; Chordata; Actinopteri; Salmoniformes; Salmonidae.
CCGCAGUCUGUGACUCACCAGUACAGCAGUGGAGGAGGAGUCUCGGCCCCAGCAGGCCUUCCGGACCCCACGCCACCUCUCUUUUUCCCCUCUAUCCUGGAGCGCCCCAUCUCUUUCUCACCACCGCCUGCCUGCCCUCCCUCCAAGGCCUACAACGCCCAGCGUCGCAAGAGCACGUCCAUCUUGGAGGCCCAUACACGCCACUUCCAGCCUGCCUACCCCCGCUACGCCAGCAGCCUGCACCCCUACCACCCGGGGAUGGAGGGGCUGGGCGUGGGUGGAGGAGGAGUGGAUGGGCGACUGGGAGUGGAUCCCUCGUCCCUCUUCAUGGUGCCUGGCUACGGUGAUCCGAGGCUGAGGUCAGUAGGGGAGCCCAUGCAGCAGCACCUCCAAGGUCAGUCCCUCCAGGACCCUCUGUACGGGUACAAGGACGUGAGGGCGGAGCAGCAGGAGGAGGUGGUGGAGGCUGUGCGGAGGCUGAGUCUGAACCAGGCAGCGUUGCUGGAUCACUUCGAGGCCAUGGCCUAUAGUGGCUACCCCAUGACUGCUCACCAGAUCAACCAGAUCAGCUUCCACCAGCAGAUGCAGGCCGCGGCAGCUGCCAGCCUGGCCGGGUACGACCCUCCACAGCCGGCCUACGCCCAGACCUACCACCCCCACAUGCAGAGUCACAUGCGCCUCACCCACAGCCCCAUCCCUCAGCUGGCCCCCAUGAGCGCCUCGGGCUCCCAGGCCUCAGGUACUACCGACGGGUACCUGCUGCAGCACUCCGCCUCCUUCCCCCAGUCCGCUCCCCCAGUCAUGGAGCCCCCGCAAGGCAGCGUGUUCGAGUUCCACGUCCAAAACACGGCUGCUGCAGCGGCCGCCGCGGGGGCCGACUCUGGCGUGCUGGCCUCGAGACUGUACCGGGUUCGCCGCGGCUCCAUGGACCUCAACCUGGAGGAGCAGGGGGGACCAGGAGGACAGUCAGGGGGGUCUGGGACCUACAGCCGCCUGCAGCCAGUCACUGAGGAACGAUACAGCUACGUCAGCCCUGAGAUGCCUCUACCUCCUGGGAGCCUGCUACUGCACCAGGGCCAGAAGGACUGCAGCCCGGAACCCUCCAGUGACUCCAUGGCCUCCUCUGACUGUGGAGAGUUCCACUCUCCUCCGCCCCAGUUAGGGGCCGCCUCGGCCGCCCAGUCCAUCCCACACACCUUCUACGGGGCGGAGGCCGGGGGGAGGGACGCCACCGCAGAAGGCCAGGGAGUUGGGCCACCCCCCCAGCCAGCAGACCUUUCUGUUUGUGCCUCCCUCCGAGGCCCCUGGGCGCCAGUCCUCUCACCUCAACAUACUACACACCACCUGGGCCCGACAGACGAACUUCCAACCCGACCUUUCGUACCACGAGUCUGCUCUGGCAAUGCAGGGAAACUCUGGGCUGGUACUUAGACCAACCACUCUGUUAUUCUAUAGCAACCCUCAGCCGUCUACCCUCCACACCAACCCUGUCUUUAUCACUUACCUGAUUCAUUUUGUUUUGUGGUUGUGGUUUUAACCCUUUCCAGCCAUGACUGCCCACACUCAAGGGUCCUUUUUAGGAGGUACUACUCUUCAGGAAACACUUAGAAACCUGCUGUUUAAAUCCCCUAGUUCAGUUGAUGGUCUGUUCUCUUAUCAACUAAGGAAUGAUUUGUAUUGGUCUCUUUUGAGUAAGUAAGAUUAUGUAUGUUCAUAUAUGUUAUUAUAUGGAAAAAUGUGUGUUUGUAUUGGUAUACGGUGAGGUAUAACUGCAUAUUGUACGUACGAAUCCAAAGUCGAAUUGGGCCUUAUUUAAUAUUCAAAAACACCAAUUUGUCAAGACACUGCUGUAUGGGAAUGGGGUCAUUCUUGUUGUGAGUAAUAAUCACAAACUUGUUGCCACAUGACUUUGAGGAUUUGUAUGAUCAAACACACAGAAACAUACAACAAUAAACAGGGGGUUUAGACCGGUUUAACUGUUCACCUGAAGCUUAGAUUAUUUACAUCAUAACAAGCCUCUCAUCAUAGGUUUCUUUAAUUUUCCCACUCUAUUUUCAAAUUGUUGUUUUAUUUCAUUUUAACAGUUGCUUUUGUACAAUAGCUCUGUCUAAUUGGCUGGAAAUGGUUAAAACGGUAUUUCUAUCAUUUAUUAUCUGUUGUGACAUUGCCAAGGACACCAAUCCCAGUAACAGUUCUAGUGGAGGUGUUGCAGCACAUCCUGGGCCUUUAUAAUCAGCUGGUGACCAAUAGGAAGACUUUACACUCAGGGGUCAGAGUUCAUCCAUUAACCCUUAGAAUGCUGACAUUAUCAGUCAUCCCACAGCCUCAUCUUUUCCUCUGAGCAGCGCUCUUUUUUUUCUCACUUUUUAUUUGUUUAUUUUGCGAUUUUAUUUAUUGCCGUUUUAUUUUCAUCUUUACUUCUUAAUGCUUUCUGCUCCUAAAGCCUCUUGUUUUCAAUGGUAAUGUCCUGAGAACAGGGGAUGGCAAGGUAGGUGGUCAGCCUGGUGCAAGGAUACUUGUGUGAGCUCACUCUAGGGAGUGGUUGAGCUGAGCUUGGGAACAAGUAUACUUGCCUGCAGCCUUCUAAGGGUACUACUUUAGUGUUGAUUCAGAAGCUAAAUGCAGUCCUUACAUGGAAUUUAAAGGGUUUCAAUCAACCAGCAACAACAACAAAAAAAUCAGGUUUUAUUUUAGUUUUUUCUAAACAUAUUUAAAAGGACACAACCUGCUUCUUCCAUGUGCUCUGUUGAGCAAUAACAUUCACAAAGUAAUGAAUCAUCAAUGCGCCCUACCACAUGCAUGAAGCCUACUCACUCCCCCCCAACUGACACAACACUGCAUUCUGUUACUUGUUAUAGUUACCUGUGAAUGUGAGUUGUACAUGUAUACACAAGGAGUCUUGGAGAUUCUCUGGAGAGUCAGAGAGGGGAUGCCUUGUGUAUGUAUGUAUGUAUGUACUGUACAGUACAGUGAGCCAAAGCUUAGGCUAGAAUACAGUACUGUACAGUACAGUGAGCCAAAGCUCAGGCUAGAAUACAGUACUGUACUGUACAGUGAGCCAAAGCUCAGGCUAGAAUACAGUACUGUACUGUACAGUGAGCCAAAGCUCAGGUUAGAAUACAGUACUGUACUGUACAGUGAGCCAAAGCUCAGGCUAGAAUACAGUACUGUACUGUACAGUGAGCCAAAGCUCAGGUUAGAAUACAGUACUGUACUGUACAGUGAGCCAAAGCUCAGGUUAGAAUACAGUACUGUACUGUACAGUGAGCCAAAGCUCAGGUUAGAAUACAGUACUGUACUGUACAGUGAGCCAAAGCUCAGGUUAGAAUACAGUACUGUACUGUACAGUGAGCCAAAGCUCAGGUUAGAAUACAGUACUGUACUGUACAGUGAGCCAAAGCUCAGGUUAGAAUACAGUACUGUACUGUACAGUGAGCCAAAGCUUAGGCUAGAAUACAGUACUGUACUGUAUGUCGGAAAGUCACAAAUAGAUCCUAAUUCACCUUUUGUUUUCUCUCCUGUGUCCUCCAUAUCUCGCUCUCCCUCCAUAUUGUCUCUCCAUCUCUUCACCUAUCUCUCUAUCCUAUUGAAGCAGGUGCAGCAGAUCCCGACCCCCCAGCCCAACACUGGACACCCUCUGGCCCCCAACUCCCAGCCAGCCCCCAUUGCCCCCCAACAGGUAAGGCCCCCUUUCUCCUCAGGCUCCUAUGAGGACGUCCCAGUCCCUUACCAAAGGGGAACAUUGAGACAUUGCCAGCCACUUGCCAGUGUGGACAAGGGCCAACUUAUCCUCCCUCUCCUGUUGUGUUUAGAGUACAGAUGCAUCGACAUGGCAACCAAAAUGCCAGACAGACAGUGUUUUUGUUUUGAUUGGUCUGUCUGUUUUUAAUCUUGGUUGAAGUACAGUAUUCUCUCCUGUGUGGUGUGGAAGCUGUGGUGCCUCUCUCUCUUACACUGUGUUGUCUGUUGUCUCUUUUAGCAUGGAGGUUACUACGUCACAGCGCUCCCUCCGCAGGUAGACAAACAACACAUUCAACAUGAAAAUGAGCACCUCUCUCUCUAACACACACACACACUCGCGCACGCACACACACACACACACGCUCUAUCUGCUUUAUCUCUUGGAACAUUGAAAUAAGCACCUCUCUCUCUAACACACGCUCACACACACACACACACACACACACACACUCACACGCUUCAUCUCUUGGAUCUCUUGGCUUUGCCCUUCUCU